Messenger RNA from Enterobius vermicularis (human pinworm), 339 nucleotides. The record is from the annotation of a GenBank genome assembly. Lineage: Eukaryota; Metazoa; Nematoda; Chromadorea; Rhabditida; Oxyuridae.
AUGCAUAUUUCACUGCCAUCUCUAGUAUUUGCUAUUGCUGUGCUGAUACCGGUAUCGGUCCAGCUUUCCACAAUUUUAAAAUGCUAUCAGGGACGUUAUGGCGGAGGAGGGCCUGAUAUUGCAAACACUGUGGUACUCGACUACUGUCGGCCAUUUCAUAAAUGUUGCAUGAUGGCCAUUUCCUUGAACGGGAAGACUUACAGUUGCUCGACUACUUGCGUAACACCCAGAAAUAAUACAUGUGGUCCAGACCCAGACGAUGUUGCACAAAUUAUUGAUGUUCAAUACUGCUUCUGUAAAAGUCAUGAAGAAGCGCUGUGCUCACCGAGAUCUAAAUAG